CCUACUUUGCAAAAUUUUCUGUAGAUGGAAAACAACAACAACCCUUUCAACCUGCGUUACAUUCUGGAAAACAACAAGUUAUCCGGGACCAACUUUCUUGAUUGGGAGAUGAACCUCUGAAUCGUUCUUGACUGUGAGAGGAAACUCUACAUCCUCGAAAUGGAUCCUCCCAAGACCCCUAAUGCUAAUGCUCGUGCGUCCGAACUCACUUCCUACAAGAAGUAUGAGGACGACGCGCAAAAUGUGAAGUGUAUCAUUAUGGCCAGUAUGACCGCGGAGCUUCAAAGGCUCCACGCGGACAUGGAAGUGCGUCAUAUGAUACAACGCUUAAGAGACCUUUACGAGGGUCAGCCCCAAAACUCAGUAGCACACACACUCAACAGAGUUCCAUCUAAAGCUGUCGAGAGCACACCAUACGAACUAUGGCGUGGGAGAAAACCGAGUUUCUCGUACUUUAAGAUUUGGGGCUGUGAAGCUUAUGUAAAACGUCUCAUGACGUCUAGUAAGUUGGAGCCUAAAUAUGAUAAAGUAAUUUUUGUGGGAUACCCCAAGGAAACUAGAGGGUAUGAGUUCUAUCAUCCAUCCGAUAACAAAAUUUUCGUUGCUCGGAACGGAACCUUCCUUGAGAAGGAGUUUCUUUCUGCUAUCACUAGUGGGAGAAAGGUAGACCUCGAAGAAAUUCGAGAACUACAAGAAGAAGUUCUGAUAGUGUUGGAACCGGAGCAAAGAGAUCAAGCAAUUGAACCUCAAAUUGCUCAAGAUAAACCACGUAGAAGAUACCAGGGAAGUCCAGGAGAAGCACACUGGACAACGGUCAAGAACAUCCUCAAGUAUCUUCGCAAUACUAAGGAUGCAUUCCUGGUUUACGGUGGUGAGGAAGAGCUAAAGGUGGUCGGUUACACUGAUGCUAGCUUCCAAACCGAUAGAGACGACUCAAAACCACAAGCAGGAUAUUUGUUUUGCUUGAAUGGCGGAGCUUUUAGCUGGAAGAGCUUCAAGGAAGAUACAACCGCCGAUUCGACUAUAGAGGCUGAGUACAUAGCUGCCGCUGAGGCAGCUAAAGAAGCUGUUUGGAUCAAGAAGUUCAUUACUGAACUUGGAGUGGUUCCUAGUAUUAAUGACCCUAUCUCGUUAUUUUGCCACAACACUGGGGCCAUUGCACAAGCAAAGGAACCGCGAUCUCACCAGAAAACAAAACACAUUGUACGACGCUAUCACAUCAUACGAGAAAUCGUAGAUAGAGGAGAUGUGAGGAUUUGCAAAGUAGAUAUUGACGACAACAUAGCCGAUCCCUUGACCAAGCCUUUAGGAAAGCUAAAGCAUGAGGGUCACAUUAGGUCCAUGGGCAUUCGACCGAUGCCAAAUUGGCCAUAGUGCAAGUGGGAGAUUGUUGGAGUUGUGCCCUGAUGGCCAACUGUUCAUCGUUAUCCUAUCAUGUAUAGACAGAUAUAAUAUGUUUACACAUCUCAUGCUAAUAAAAUAUAUAUAAUAUUUUAAAUAUUAUUAGAAAUAUUUUCUAUAGAAAUAUACAAGAUUAUUAUUAUCCCAAUUUUAAUCUUUAUAUUUUAUACUACUAUAAUCUUUACUAGCAUAAAGAUUGUGGUAGACUCCGGCGUUGUUCGUGUGUCAAAGUUGGAGACCGGACGCUUGAACGGUUACGUUUGCACUUUCAACGCUCUUCCUACGACUUCUUCAUUUUUACCGCUUACGAAGAAAGGUAUAAAUUUCUU
This is a messenger RNA of Cuscuta campestris, 1730 nucleotides long. The record is from the annotation of a GenBank genome assembly. NCBI's taxonomy places the organism in Eukaryota, Viridiplantae, Streptophyta, Magnoliopsida, Solanales, Convolvulaceae.